AUGACAGAAACCAUUUGUAGAUAUUUGGCUACACCUUCACCAGUAUUUGAAUUAAUGAUAGAAUUGAAUAAAAAUACUUUGACAAUGCAAAAAUUCGCAAUUACUCGAUUGGCUCAAUGUGUACAGACCAAACCAGUUAUUCAAAUGCGUCAAGCAGCCAAUUCUACUUUUUAUGCACUUCUUAAUGAAAUUAUUCGAUAUUCAGAUGAAGAUAUUACAAAUAAGCAAUUAUUACAGGUGCAUCCUAAUGGUGUUUCUAGAGCUCCUGCUCAGGAGGCUUUGAAUGAAUCACAAAAGCAGCAAGUCUGUAUCAAUGCACUUUCUGCUAUCAUUGGUAUAGCUGUUCAUCUUGAAGAUGAAGUGAUUAUUUCUCAAGCUUAUUCUGUUCUUUCUUUAAGACGUAAAUCAUUUUCAGUAUUUGCAAUUGAAACACUAACCAGAGGCCUUGUUGAUUUGGCUCUUGUCAGUCCGUUAAAUGUAUUUAGAGACAUAAUUAAUUUAUUCUCUGUAUUAAGUCGUGAAUCACUUUUAAUUGAUAAUAAGCAACUUACAACAGCUAUUGUAAACGCCCAAAAGGAGCUUGCAAAGAGAUUAUCAUCAAAACCGGAGUAUUAUAAUGAUUACUUGAGCAAUCUAUUGGCGUUAUUUGUUGAAAAUGGUAAUACUAUUCAAAGAAUGAUAUCUAAGAACAAAAAGGAAUCUGAUUUCCCUUGGCUUUCAAAACUUGGUCAGCUGUUACCAGUCAUUUGUACACUUUUGGAACAUAACGAUUUUAAUCCUCAUCUGAAUCCUAGUGAAGAUACGGUAUCUCUUUUCCGUAACACUUGGUUCCAUUGUGUUUUAUUUGGUUUUGUAACAGAAUCAAUUUGGAUACGCGAAUGGUAUAACUCUAUGCUAGUUAUUGCAAAAAAGACUCCUGUCCUUGUCAUUGAAAGUGCAACCAAUUAUUUAGAAAGUGAUUUAGAAUAUAACUCUGUUCUCCGUGGUGCCGAUGCUUCAGAUCGUGAAGUUGGAUCCAUGAGUCAAAAAUUAUCUUCGCUUUUGCCCUCUCUUGCAUAUGACAUUAAAAACUUUUCAUUUGCUCAAAUUAUUUUUGCUCUUAGCGUAUAUUACAUUGAAACUAUGAGGAGUAAAAUGGGUGACUGUAGCUACAUACUGCGUUAUUUUAUGAAUGAUGGUGUGAAUAAUAGUACUAUGGCUAAUUGUUUGGAAACAAUUGCUGAUCGUGUCGUCACAGCUUAUAUUAGGGAUGCCUCUGAUAAAGCUGACUCUCAGAACUUGGAUACUGAACUACGCACCCAAAUGUCAACUCUUUUAAAGCUUUGUUGUCAUCGACUUCGAAAGGUACACUCUUUAGCUGUUAAAAUUUCUGAACGCAUCGUAACCACUUUCCCUCAAGUGUUUGCCGAAAAAUCAUUAAUUACAUUAUUACUUGAACUUGUACAAUUACUCUGGUUAAGCUGUGAAGCUGAAUAUCGAGAUGAGUACUGUCCUACUUUCCAUUUUACAUCCACGCGUGUUGGUGUGACUAUUGAACUAGGUGAUUCAUAUUCUUAUCGAAAGGAUAUUUGUGCACAUAUGUAUGAGAAUGGCAAAAAAUGGCUGCAGGUAUCAAUGGAUCGUGCACCUAUGGAAAUCAAUGGGCUUUUACAAGAUUACCUUGCAGAGUAUGUCCGUUUUGAACCAGGUGCUUUAAUUGAUACAGCGCAUAUGGGUAGAACUUUAGCUUUAGAAGUAGGUAAAACCGCUGCUAGGAAUGACAUGACAGUUGAAUUUGUACCUCAGAUUCGCGGAGUUCAACUAGAUGAUUCGUCUGAUUUUGUUGAUGGAUUUACUUCAAGAAGAUAUUAUAUUGGUGAAGUGAGUGGUAUUGAAUAUAUGGCAGGAAUGCGCCCUGGUAUUGAUAGGUUACCAAACAGUCAUAAGGAAGUAGGUUUGAAGGAUCAAAUACCUAUUGUAGUUAAAACAUUACAAGCUGUAUUAGAUGAUAUAAAGCAACAUCAAAAUAUUCCUGUAGAACGUUUACGUCGUACAUUGCUUCAAGCUGCUAGUUUUAUUGUUUCUUUAUCCACCAUUCAUCCUGACUUAGUUUCUUAUAUUGUACGUAUUCCGGUUUAUAUUUUUACACCUGAAUCUUUGGAAAUCGGUACAGAUGUCUGGAACUGGGUACUUGUUGAGAGACCAGAUAUUGAAAAACGUUUGAUGGUAGAGAUUCUUAACAUGUGGGGCUGGGCACAACGAUAUAGAAAGGGUUUGUUUUCACCCAAGUUGGACGCAAAGCAUCCAUUUGAAAGUAAAAUGACUUAUGCUCCCUCUGAGAGAUCGAUAAUUGAUAAGAAUAAUAAAAAUAUGACACGUCUCUUUACGCCUCAUAUCACAUGGAUUAAAUUCUUAACUAGCCGUUUCUAUGCUAUCCGACAUCGUAGCAAGCAUUUGAUUAACAUGCUCAUUCGCUUACUUCAAGAUACCUUCCAUAAUUCUCAUUUGAUGAGUACACAUCCGUUUGCUCGUCUACCUAGAUUCCAACUUUUAUUUUUGGGUUUGAAGAUUCUUCGUUCUACUCAAAUGGAAGCGUUGGCCGAAUAUAGAUUCCGAUCCUUGGUCUAUAAUUCUGCCUUCAACUGGUUCGCCCUCCCGCCUAAAUGGCAUUAUGGUUCACGUAAAAGUUAUGCAUUAGCUGAACAGAAGACAUUAGCUGAAUUUUAUGAUAUGGUUGUACAUGAUACGCCUCGCUUAACAAGCUUAGUCACUAGUUCCAAUCUACGCUACAAUAAUUCUAAAAAUACAUCUGGUCUUUAUAUGUUUUUAAGUGACAAAACAAAUGAUGAUAUCGUGCAUGAACAUCAGUUAUCUAAAAAACUAUUACUAUUAUUCUUGGAUAGUGAAAUAUCACGUCUUUCUGUCUGGAAUAAUCCUUUGAAUACAAUUUGUCCUAAAUAUUUUGCUAUUCCUUCUAUUGGUAAUUCCGACAAAUCCUUCACAACAGAUGAAAGAUGGAAAGAAAUUGUUCGAUUUGCUUGGGAGACUUCACCCAAGGUAGCAGUUCAAAUGGCUGCUCGUUUUGUGCAACCUGCAGUUCAAAGGGAACUUCAUACGUUGAUUGCAAAUAAUACAUUGGAUGUAGUAGAUAUACCAGAGGCACUUGAGAUUUUACUUGGAGAAAAAGUUCAACCUACUGCAAAAUUAGAUUUACGAUAUCUUAAAUAUUGGGCACCUGUUCCUGCUAUUACUGCAGCCAAUUAUUUCAUGCCUGCUUAUAAUAAUCAUCCAUUAAUUCUUCAAUAUGCCAUGCGAAGUCUUGAAUAUUAUCCUGUUGAUACUGUCUUUUUUUAUGUUCCUCAAAUUGUACAAGCAUUGCGUUAUGAUGAGUAUGGUUAUGUUGAAAGAUAUAUUAUGGAAGCAGGUCAAGUAUCUCAACUAUUUGCUCAUCAAAUUAUCUGGAACAUGAGCGCUAAUUUUUACGUGGAUGCUGAUAAAGAAUGUAUCAAGCCAGAUUCACUUAAGCCAGCCCUCGAAAGAAUUAUUAAAAAUUUGGUUGAUUCCUUUACGGGCUCUGAUAGAGACUUUUAUGAACGUGAAUUUAAAUUCUUUGGUGAUGUUACUGCCAUUUCAGGUUAUUUGAAAGAAUAUAUCAAAUAUGGACAAAAUGAAAAGAAACCUAUGCAAAAGAAACGUUUGGAUGAAGAAUUAGCAAAAAUUAAAGUCGAUGUGGGUGUUUAUCUCCCAAGUAAUCCAGAUGGUCGUGUUGUAGAUAUUAAUCGUACAUCCGGAAGACCUCUUCAAAGUCAUGCUAAAGCUCCAUUUAUGGCAACAUUUAAGAUUGAAAAGGAUAAGGAACAAGAAGAGACAGUUGAAGAAAUUGGUACAGAUAGUGAUGAGAAAUCAGAAAAAUCAGUUGUUACACAUUGGCAAAGUGCAAUUUUCAAAGUAGGUGAUGACUGUCGUCAAGAUGUAUUGGCACUGCAAUUAAUUGCCGUGUUUAAAAACAUUUUUACCAGUAUUGGUAUGGAUCUAUAUGUAUAUCCGUAUCGUGUUGUUGCCACUGCACCUGGUCGAGGUGUGAUUGAUGUAAUCCCUCGAUCUAUUUCCCGAGAUCAAUUAGGCCGUGAAAAAGUAAACAGUUUGUAUGACUAUUUUGUAGCCAAAUAUGGUGGACCCAAUUCAAUAGAAUUUCAGAGAGCACGAACAAACUUUGUCCAAAGUGUUGCGGCAUAUUCGCUUAUUUCAUAUUUACUUCAGUUUAAGGAUCGUCACAAUGGUAACAUUAUGCUGGAUGAUGAUGGACAUAUUAUUCAUAUCGAUUUUGGCUUUAUAUUUGAUAUUGCACCUGGUGGUAUCGGCUUCGAGAGUUCACCCUUUAAGUUGACAACAGAGAUGGUACAAGUGAUGGGAGGAAACUCAGAGGAGCAAGCAUUUAAGCAGUUCUCUGAGCUUGUCAUUAAAGGAUAUUUGGCUUGUCGACCUUAUGCAGAAUUAAUUAUGCAGCUCGUUACACUUAUGCUUCAGUCAGGUUUACCCUGUUUCCGUGGUGAAACAAUUAAACGUAUGCGUACUCGUUUCCAAAUAGAUAAGUCAGAUAGAGUAGCUGCAGACUUUAUGAUUCAAAAAAUUAAGGAAUCAUUUGAAAAUCAAAGAACUGUUAUUUAUGAUUAUUUCCAAAAAUUAACGAAUGGUAUUCCUUAUUAA
Molecule: messenger RNA, 4686 nt
Organism: Cokeromyces recurvatus
Lineage: Eukaryota; Fungi; Mucoromycota; Mucoromycetes; Mucorales; Mucoraceae
Exons: 5
Coding region: 1-4686 (1561 amino acids)
Biological process (GO): phosphatidylinositol-mediated signaling; phosphatidylinositol phosphate biosynthetic process
Cellular component (GO): plasma membrane; cytoplasm
Molecular function (GO): 1-phosphatidylinositol 4-kinase activity
Source: RefSeq, a predicted model, not a curated record